AUGGGCAGCCGACCUGGCGGAACUCCAGACGUCCACGCCGACCGCCAUGGCCUCCAGCAACUCCAGCGCCCCCAGAUACCCGCCUCCAUGUCUGCCCCCGCCGGCCGCCUGCCGCGCCUGCUGCCCGCCGACCUCUCCUCCUACACCGACUCGUACCUGCCGACUGCAGCCAUCCCACCGUCCGCGACUUCCCUCGCCGAGCUCGCCCACCUGAUCCGCCUCCAGGGCUACCAGGAGCAGCGCAAGACGCAUGCCCGCGUGCGCCUGCACCGCUGGCUGGUCUCGAGCGCCCUCUCCGCACGUCUGGUACACUGCGGCGAGCUGGCCUACCGCACGCUGGUCGACAACUUCCGCUCCGACGACAAGAAGUCGUUCGCCUCUCUCUACAACGCCCUCAACGAUGUCCGCAACUCGUGCGAUGCCACGCGGCAAUAUGCCCUCUUGGAGCCGGAUCUGGAGUUUGGCAAGUCCAAGAACUUCCGGAGCGAGAAGCCUCUCUCUGCCUCCACUUUCCUCAAUGAAGUCCCGUCCAAGAUUCUGGACAACCUUCUCGAUUUCAUUUCCGAAAUCCGUACGAACCCAGAAUUUCUUGCUGCUCGUAUUUCCAGUCUCUCGCAGCAAGAGCUCACUUCUCUCACGUCUUUCCGUCAGACCAUGGACCCGAUUGACUCGGUCAUGUUUGCAAAUGCCCGUAGCCGCAACGCUCCCUCGCAGAAGGCCCAACAGCAAGGAACAAGCCCGGUAGAGCGUCUGCUAUCUUUCCAGCGCCACGAUCCGCUGUCUGCCCUAGUCUACACCAUCUUCGCUAAUUCAUCCGGACCCGACUCGGCAGAGGACCUUCGCCGCACAGAUGUAUGGGCCACUGUUUGUGCCAAGCUGAUCAAGAACAACAACCCCAACUUCAUCCGCACUGUGCUCGAUGUCUGGGCCGGCAUGCGAGAAUGGCCCGGAAAGACCAAUUUGGAGCUUUAUCUUAUGCAGACCCUCCAGGAUGGCCAGUUUCUGCUCGAGAAGCCCGAGGAGCAGGCCGCACGACCCGGAAUGCAAGCGACCCCGCGCUCCAGCAAGGACACCAUCGCAGCAGACGAGUUCUUUGACAAGGCUGUCAAGCGUUUGUUCGAGGUCGUUGACGAUGAGCCCAGUGCCGGCGGUAUCCCAGAAGGAGUCUUGGAGAUUGGAAAUGCCAUCCUUCGCAAGCUGGAGGACGAGAAGAGCCUGCGCAGGGCUUCGCAAAAUUUCUUUGUUUCGCGUUGGCUCUUCUCUACCUUCCUCAUGAACGCCAUCAUCCAUCCCGAGGCAUGUCUACCCUUUCUGACGCAAGAACUGCGAAACUAA
Molecule: messenger RNA, 1335 nt
Organism: Alternaria metachromatica
Lineage: Eukaryota; Fungi; Ascomycota; Dothideomycetes; Pleosporales; Pleosporaceae
Exons: 1
Coding region: 1-1335 (444 amino acids)
Source: RefSeq, a predicted model, not a curated record